Molecule: messenger RNA, 3391 nt
Organism: Nycticebus coucang (slow loris)
Lineage: Eukaryota; Metazoa; Chordata; Mammalia; Primates; Lorisidae
Gene: IMMT
Product: inner membrane mitochondrial protein
Exons: 13
Coding region: 930-2513 (527 amino acids)
Biological process (GO): cristae formation
Cellular component (GO): MICOS complex
Source: RefSeq, a predicted model, not a curated record
AAACCUAGCCCCGGCCAAAAACCACACACACACACACACACACACACACACACACACAAGAUGCUAUUUGUAUUGUUAAUACUAUACUGGAGUACACAUGGAUUAACUCCAUGUCCAACCUGUUUUGUUUUUACUAUAGACUAAGUCAGCGGUUCUCAACCUGCGGGUCGCGACCACUUUGUAACAAUGAAAAUACCUUGCGGCAUAAGUGGAAUACUUUGAACAUGUUUCUGCACUAACUUCCUUGUCUUCCAACUCAUCCCACAAAUCGCAGCCAAAAUUAUCUGUCAAAAAUAAAAAACAGAAAAAGCAGCGUGGUUUAAUCCGGAGCAAUCUGUGGAGCCCAAAGUAUCCGAUUCCUAUCCCUGCUCUGCCACUCGACAGGUUCCGCACCAGUUGGUCCCUGCAGCUGGAUGAUUCCCUGAAGGGCUGAGCAAUGAAACAAACGCGCAAACUGAGAUAACUCCAUUGUUUACGUAACUUUGGCCAAAUCGAUUCCUUCCUACGAAAUAACCAGCUCACACAGACGGUUAAUAUGCUUUUCACACUUUAAUUUUCCGAAGAGUCACAGAUACUUUUUUUCGCUUGCGGUCGAAGACAGAACGUCAAACUACCUCCUUCCAAUCCCGUUCACCUAGUAACCUCGGCUUGAGGCAACAAACAGGCAUCCAGAGCGCAACCCGGAAGGAGAAUCCGCCCUUCCCACCUCCUAACGAAUUGUCGGGAGUUUGCGUUUCCGCAGCCAGGGCCUCACCAAGAGGCGAAAGAAAGGGGUUGCGCGUGCGUAGUGGCGCUGGCUGCCCUUCCGGUGCGCCCGGCGCGGAAAGGCGGCCCGGACGUAGGCACGCACACACGUACGCACGCCUUCUUUUACUCGUGCCGCCGGAACAGCUCCCGCGUAUUCCAGCAGCGCGGUCCAGUUGACCAAGAUGUUGCGGGCUUGUCAAUUGUCCAGCGUGACCGCCGCCGCCCAGAAUUGUCUCUGUGGGAAGUUUGUCCUCCGCCCAUUGAGACCAUGCCGUAGAUACUCUACUUCAGGGACUUCUGGGUUGACUGCUGGCAAAAUUGCUGGAGCUAGCCUUUUGUUUGUUGGUGGAGGUAUUGGUGGCACUAUCCUAUAUGCCAAAUGGGAUUCCCACUUCCGAGAAAGUGUAGAGAAAACCAUACCUUACUCAGACAAACUCUUUGAGGUCGUUCUUGGUUCCACACCUUAUAAUGUUCAGUUGCCAAAGAAGCCGAUUGAGUCUGCUCCACUAAAAAUCUCUAGUGUAUCAGAGGUAAUGAAAGAAUCUAAGCAGCCUGCCUCAAAACUCCAAAAACAGAAGGGAGAUACUCCAGCAUCAACAACAGCACCCACAGAGGCAGCUCAAAUUAUUUCCGCAGCAGGUGAUACCCUGUCAGUACCAGCCCCUGGUGUUCAGCAUGAAGAAGCUAUGAAAACUGAUCACCCUGGAACUGGUGAAGGAAAGCUCACACCUGCCCUUUCAGAGGAAGCAUCCUCAUCUUCUGUAAGGGAGCGACCACCUGAAGAAGUUGCAGCUCGCCUUGCACAACAGGAAAAACAAGAACAAGUUAAGCUUGAGUCUCUAGCCAAGAGCUUAGAAGAUGCUCUGAGCCAUACUGCAAGCAUCACUCUUCAGGCUGUUGCAGCUCAGAAUGCUGCAAUCCUGGCCGUCAAUGCACACUCCAACAUACUUAAAGCAGCCAUGGAUAAUUCUGAGAUGGCAGCUGAGAAGAAGUCUGCUCAGUGGCGCACAGUGGAGGGUGCAUUGAAGGAACGCAGGAAGGCAGUAGAUGAAGCUGCUGAUGCACUUCUCAAAGCCAAUGAAGAGUUAGAGAAGAUGAAAAGUGUGAUUGAAAAUGCAAAGAAAAAAGAGGUUGCUGGGGCCAAACCUCAUAUAACUGCUGCAGAGGGGAAACUUCACAACAUGAUAGUUGAUCUGGAUAAUGUGGUCAAAAAGGUCCAGGCAGCUCAGUCUGAGGCUAAGGUCGUAUCACAGUAUCAUGAGCUGGUGGUCCAAGCCCGGGAUGACUUUAAACGAGAACUGGACAGUAUUACUCCAGAAGUCCUUCCUGGAUGGAAGGGAAUGACUGACAAGCUUUCUACCGACGAUCUGAACUCCCUGAUUGCUCAUGCACAUCGUCGCAUUGAUCAGCUAAACAAAGAGCUAGCAGAACAGAAGGCCACAGAGAAACAACAUAUCACCUUAGCCUUGGAAAAACAAAAGCUGGAAGAAAAGCGGGCUUUUGACUCUGCAGUGGCAAAAGCAUUAGAACAUCACAGAAGCGAAGUACAGGCUGAACAGGACAAAAAGGUAGAGGAAGUCAGAGAUGCCAUGGAGAAUGAAAUGAGAACCCAGCUUCGCCGGCAGGCAGCUGCCCAUACUGAUCACUUACGAGAUGUCCUUAGGGUACAAGAACAGGAACUGAAGUAUGAAUUUGAGCAGGUCAUGCAGUUGCUGAAGAGGAAGCCAGAAAAGCCCACCAACUCUGGCUUUCGGUGGAGGCAUUAAAGUACAGCAUGAAGACCUCAUCUCCAGAUACACCUACCAUUCCACUGGGUAGUGCAGUCGAGGCCAUCAAAGUCAACUGUUCUGAUAAUGAAUUUACGCAAGCUUUAACUGCAGCUAUCCCUCCGGAGUCCCUGACCCGUGGGGUAUACAGUGAAGAAACCCUUAGAGCCCGUUUCUAUGUGGUCCAAAAACUGGCCCGAAGGGUUGCAAUGAUUGAUGAAACCAGAAAUAGCCUAUACCAAUACUUCCUCUCAUAUUUGCAGUCCCUGCUUCUGUUCCCACCUCAGCAACUGAAGCCACCACCGGAGCUCUCCCCUGAGGAUAUAAACACAUUUAAAUUAUUGUCAUACGCAUCCUAUUGUAUUGAGCAUGGUGAUCUGGAGCUGGCAGCAAAGUUUGUCAAUCAGCUGAGAGGGGAGUCCAGACGAGUGGCACAGGACUGGCUGAAGGAAGCCCGAAUGACCCUAGAAACUAAACAGAUAGUGGAAAUCCUGACAGCAUAUGCCAGCGCUGUAGGAAUAGGAACCACCCAAGUACAGCAAGAGUAAGGUCUAGGAAGAGUUUUAUAAAGUCAUGUUUCAUGUCAAAGGAAAUCAGCAGUGGUAUAUGAAGGGUUUGCAACAAGGGUCCCAGAAUUGUCUAGAAAUGAGCAGGUUACAAGUACUGUUCUAAAUGUUAACACCUGUUGCAUUUAUAUUCUUUCCACUUGCUAUCAUGUCAGUGAACUCCAGGAGUGUUUCCUUUGCAACUUGUGUAACAUUUUCUGUUUUUCAGGUUUUACUGAUCAGGCUUGUGAGGCCAAUCAAAAUAAUGUUUGUGAUCCCUAAUACUAUUGAUUAUGCCCUUGGAGCAAACUGAAUAAAGCAACAAGAUGAAAA